AUGGGAUCCUCAGAAAGUAAACAAUCUUCCGAUACUACUUAUUAUCGACAAAGUCAAGCAUUUAUGAAUGUAGUACCAUAUAACAUAGAUAAUAGCCAACCUGCCCCAAAUGAUAUUUAUCAAAGACUUAAUCAUAGCUUAUAUGCAGGUCCACCGUUAACAAUGCCAAUACAACCAACAUAUAGAUGUAAUUAUUGUGGAAUGGUAUUUACAAGCGAUGAAGCAUUAUAUAAGCAUAGAACAAGAUUUUGUGUGGGCAAUCCAGAUGCUAGUAUUAGACGAAAUCCAAAUAAUUUAAAUAAUGGAACGAACGGUACUACUUUUAUGAGUGAAAACUAUUCGAAUAGUCAACCAACAUUAGGAAAAAUUACUGCAUAUCCAUCGCCAAUUGAAAAAAAACGCGAAGAAAUAACCGAAUGGAAAAAUAAACGAUCUAUUCUACAAAGCGUACAAGAUAUGGAAGAUAGAAUACUAGUCGAUUCAAGAAAAACAGAACAAGUAACCCAUGAUCUUAAAAAACAAACACAUGAGUACAAUCAAAUUCUUAGUGAAUAUGAAAAAUUGCAAACACAAGAACGUGAUCUUCUAAGAGAAAUGUAUAAUUUACAUGGACGAUCUAGACUAUAUUUCAUGCAGCCAAAAGAUUUAAAUGAUUAUGAACGAAAUCAACUAGAAGUUUUAAAUCAACAGAAUAAUCGUAUUAAACAUGAACGUGAGGCUAUUCAAAGUAAACUUGAGACAUUAAUAGGAAAAGAUAAUCCACAACCCAUUCUACCCUAUUAUGAUCCAUAUAGAUUAUUACGUGAUAUGAAAGAACAACAAGACCACAAUGAAAACAAUUUAGCAUAUUUACGAAGACGUCUUAUGUAUCCUAAUAGCUCAUUAUUUAGUUCCAAUGAAAGUUCAUUUUUACCACGUCUUAAUCUGAAUCGACAAACAACGACUGAUGAUGUUAGAGCAUUACGAAACAGAUAUUUACAAUCAGGCGGUCAUGAUAACGAUGUUCUUUCACAAUUUAAUGAUCUUGAAGAAAAACUACGUUACUAUGAAAGUUUUCCAUGGAUGAAAGGUUAUCCAGAACCAUUAACACGUUAUCCAUAUCAUCCAUUUCGUCCAAGAGAGCCUAGAAAUGAUAAAUUAACGUCGACCGUCACUGAAAAAGAGCGGCUAGAAAAUGAACUUAGCGAUAUGCAACGUAAAUUUCAACAACUGGAUUCACGUACAAAACAAUUAGAGUUAACUUUAGCAACAACCGGAUUGCCUAAUCAAAAUUCUAAUCUUAACAAUAAUAAUCAUAGAUAUGUAUCACCAAAAAACGAUGGUCACCAAUGGAAAAGUACUUACACUCGGAUAGCUAAUCCGAAUUAUACGAAUUCUGCUCAUCAAUUCGUUGAUCAACCUCAACAGUUUCAUCAACCAUCAUUACCUAUAAUAGAUACGGGUAGACGAUCUCGUGGAAUGCAACCAGCCAGUCGUAUUGCUUCGAAUUCGAAUGGAAGAUAUGGUCAAAUAGAAUCAAAACCAUACGAUCCCGUCGGUGGUUUUGUUAUAUUCUUUGAUUUUAUUAUUAAUCUUUCACCAAUGAUUGAAAAAUGUCAACUUAUAACAAGUCUUCAUCACGUACAAACAGGACUUGGCGAACCAUCACAAUUAGCAGUAUUCAAAUCUGAACUAUAUACUGAUCCGAAAUUUGGUGAACAAGUCAGCAUUAUUUUGCUUUCUACAAAACAACCUGUACCAAGAUGUCCACCACAACAAGCCUUAUCUAUAGUUAUUGAAGUACUAACAACAACAAAGCAAAGUCCACAUGCACCGUUACGUACAAAUGCUUGGACUAGGAUACCAUUAUUUGAUAAUAGAAAUCGUCUAUUAAGUGGCAGAUGGAAAGUACCGUUGAAAAUAUUACCAAUUCAACACGAUGCAAGUUUUCCUGUUAUUGCCACAUUGCCAACAUUUGGCCGUGCUGAAUUACAUUAUCGACUAGUCAAUUAUCAAGAUGCAGCUGCUCAAGCAAAUGUACUUUUCUCACUUAAUCAUCAAGAUCUAUACUUUACUCCACCACAAUUUCAAACUCGACCAUUUAUGUAA
Messenger RNA from Rotaria socialis, 2088 nucleotides. The record is from the annotation of a GenBank genome assembly. NCBI's taxonomy places the organism in Eukaryota, Metazoa, Rotifera, Eurotatoria, Philodinida, Philodinidae.